This is a messenger RNA of Lingula anatina, 4823 nucleotides long. RefSeq names its product metabotropic glutamate receptor 1. Gene Ontology annotation, molecular function: G protein-coupled receptor activity. Gene Ontology annotation, cellular component: membrane. NCBI's taxonomy places the organism in Eukaryota, Metazoa, Brachiopoda, Lingulata, Lingulida, Lingulidae. Gene Ontology annotation, biological process: G protein-coupled receptor signaling pathway. The record is from RefSeq and is a predicted model, not a curated record.
GGUGCUCGUUGGCAUAGAGUGUGUACAGUCCAUUUACACACGAGACGGAGACAGCAGCAGAAGCUACAAGACUGGAGGUCAAAGUUCACUGUGCGAUCAAACAAAGCGAGUGACCGAUACACUACAGCAAGGACCGAUUCAAUAAUACAUGCUUCUGAAAAGAACAACUGAUGUGGACCGGGUGUAGAAUACACUGCAAGUGGUGGAUUUGUACUAUACACUCACCGGGAGUCGAGGGAAAAACCUUAUGGGACACCAAAUUCUCCAUGCAUAACACGCGGCUGUAAACAAACACCGCCAAGCACGCACCGGAUUUAAACGAGGCAAGGACCACAUGAAAACAGCAUAGGGUUAUCAGUGUGAUAAACUGACCAAGACGGAGAACGCGGCACAGUCGCACCAUCCAUCUUUUAUGAGAGAUGAGCCCGAACAGAAAUUAGAUGACGUUAAGGAGCUGGAGCGGUGACAGGUAUAAUAACGGAUUUGACCGAUUGCAAUCUGCCAUUGUCGUGUCUCGAAGCAAACGACCAGACAUGGCAUCGACCGGUGGCUUGUGCUGCAGCGUAUAUCAGCGAUCUCGCCGCGUGGUUUGACCAAGAUAAAGGCAAUGGGAAAUAGGGGACAUUUCAGUUUCAUUAAUUCACGUUGUUGUUGCACUGGAAUUUUUUAACUUGUGUUAAAAACAUAUCGUUUGAAAGCAGUUAGUGACCCUAAGUGCUCCGAUCCUACUGAAAACUAUACACGCGCAACAUGACGCGGAGAAAAACAUGGCAAAUUUACGAAUGAAGCUACUAUGGGAAGUAUGGGCUAUAGGGGCAGUGCUACUUUGUGCGCCUAUUCCGGCCAGUGUAGGUCAGCAGAGGAAAUUAAUUUCAAUCGACGGAGAUGUGAUUUUAGGGGCUCUAUUCCCCGUCCACCGUCAACCUACCCAGAAGACCGCUUACACUCGUCAGUGUGGGGAGAUAUGGGAACAGUACGGGAUGCACCGUAUCGAGGCAUUUCUUCUUACGUUGGAUGCUAUAAACAACGAUACUACUUUACUACCGAACGUCACCUUGGGAUGCGACAUUCGCGAUUCUUGCUGGUAUCCGCCAGUGGCUCUUGAACAAAGCAUAGACUUUAUCAAAAACUCCAUCUCCGCGAGCAUAGAACCCCACGACGUUGAAAAUAUGACCCAAGAAGAGCACUGUGUCCACGAGGAAUCCCCCAAACCCAUCGCCGGACUCAUCGGCCCAGGGUCCAGCACCGUCACAGUUCAAGUCCAGAACUUGCUACAGCUGUUUAAUAUUCCCCAGAUAGGGUAUGCAGCGACCAGUAAAGAUUUAAGCGACAAAUCUCUGUAUAAAUAUUUUCUACGUGUUGUCCCUCCAGAUAAUUUACAGGCCAAAGCCAUGCUGGACGUGGUGUUAAAGUUCAAUUGGACAUACAUAUCAACUGUGUAUACUGAAGGGAACUAUGGUGCUAGUGGAAUGGAAGCUUUCACGGCAAUUGCCAAAAAAGCAGGACUGUGUAUUGCUACAGCCGAGAAAGUAAAGAAUAACGCAGAUUAUGAGUCUUACAACACCGUCAUCAGGAACUUAAAGGAAACACCAAACGCUCGCGUCGUCGUCUGCUUCUGUGAGGGCAUGACAGUAAAGGGUCUCUUGAAUGCCACGACGAGGUUAAACGCCGUUGGGGAAUUUCUGUUUAUUGGAAGCGAUGGGUGGGCGGUCAGGCCCGAUGUCGUGAAGGACCUGGAGGAGGCCGCUGCAGGCGGCAUGUCAAUACGGCUCCAUUCCCCGCCGUUAAGAGCCUUCGAUCAGCAUUACUUCAACCUCAGCCCAUUUGAGCCAAGCAGAAAUCCCUGGUUCCAAGAUUUCUGGCAAGAGAAGUUCCAGUGCUAUAUAAAUGGGGAGAACAGAGACAAAAGAUUCUCUGCUCCUUGCACAGGUUCUGGCGAAGAAGAUCUUAGUAUUAACUACGUCCAAGAUGCUAAGUUAGGGUUUGUUGUAAACGCUAUCUACACCAUGGCCCAUGCACUCCACAACAUUCACCAGCUCGUCUGUAAUGGCCGCCCUGGGGUCUGUCCCGGAUUCCUCCCUGUUAACGGAUCCAUUUUCCUCAGCCAUCUUAUUAAUGUGUCUUUCACAAACUACGCCAAUGAAUCUCUUUACUUUGACCAGAAUGGGGAUCCACCAGGAAGGUAUGAAAUUAUGAACUACCAAUAUUUCCAAACUCCAAACAGCACCGAAUUUAACGCAUCCUAUGUACAAAUUGGGGAGUGGCUUGACGGAAUUCUUGUACUGAAUGAAAGUAUCAUCCAGUGGCCGCAAAAUGAUAACACAAGCAGCCACGUUGAGUCAGCGUGUAGCCGACCGUGUCCAAAGGGGAAAGUGAAACAAUUUCUGGACGCGAGUGAGCGUUGCUGUUGGGCCUGUAUACCGUGCAAGGAAAAUCAGAUUCUUCUUAGCGAGUCUCAGUGUGAGAACUGCGCAAAAGGCUGGUGGCCAAAUGACGACUUAACGGUGUGUCUGCCGAUCAAAAUAGAGUUCAUGCAGUGGCAAAACACAGAGGCGGUGGUGGCCUGUGUUUUUGCAAGUGUUGGUACAGGAUUAGCACUAUUUACUUUGGUCAUCUUUUUCAAAUACAACAACACGCCUGUCGUAAAGGCCUCAACACGGGAACUUAGUUACAUCAUUCUCAUUGGCAUUGUACUAGCUUAUUUUACAACAUUUGCCUUGCUUGCCAAACCGUCCGAGACUUCGUGCUACAUUACAAGAAUCCUACCUGGCUUAGCUUUUUCAAUGAUCUAUGGGGCCUUGGUGACAAGAACCAAUCGUAUUGCAAGGAUUCUUGCUAGGAGUAAGAAAAAGAUAAUGACCAAAAAGCCCCGGUUUAUGGGAACAACGGCACAAAUAUUUAUUUCAAUUAUCAUUAUUAUACUCGAGUGUGGAAGCAUUAUUGCCACUCUAAUAUAUCAACCGGCCAACUCCACGCUUGACUAUCCAACACCAACGAGAGUGAAACUCGUCUGUAAUACAACGGUGCUGGGCAUCAUGGUACCCAUGGGGUUUGACUUCUUUCUCAUUGCAGCAUGCACAUUUUACGCCAUAAAAACGAGAAACGUCCCAGAAAACUUCAACGAAGCUAAAUUUAUCGGUUUCACAAUGUACACCACGUGUGUUAUAUGGGUGGCAUUUGUUCCCAUCUACUUCGGCAGCGAAUCCAAGGUUAUAACCAUGUGCAUGUGCGUUAGCCUCAGUGCGACAGUUGCGCUGGUGAUUCUGUUUUUUCCAAAGCUGUACAUUAUAUUGCUCAAACCACAUCGGAACAGCAGAAGCGCGUUCACCACCACCAAAGAUGUCAGGUGCCACAUAGGAUCCAGUCAGCAUACCAAAAAUUCAUUUGAUGAAAAGGUUUCAACCAAUUUCUUGAGGAGAUAUCGCUUUUCACUGGAUUCUCAUGAUACCGGCUCUCCGGGCACUGGGAACAGCCUUGACGAGCUCAAUAGACGUUCUGUCAUCGCUCAACUCGCCUACACCAUCGCCCGCAAGCCUGGUGCACAAUCCUCGGAUCAAGAGGGAAAACGUGGGGUACCAGAGGCGCCAGAUCCCAGCCGUUCUUUUCGUCUUUGGCGUCAAGACUCCAUUCACGUUCUUGACAAAGAUUUUUUUGCUAAGGACAAUAAGGAGAAAUCUGAUGAGCAAGUAACAGCGGAGAAUACAUAUUUAAACAGUCGGUCAAAACCCGCAGAAACCAAGGGGAAAAGCGAAUCGUGGAAGCGGAGAUUGGUAGAGAAAGAGGUGGAUGAGUUCCUGACCUCGUGCGAGUCCGAAGCAUCGAAUGGAUCCCUGGUGCCUGUAAGGCAGGAAACGAGCUGCCAGACGAGCGAUGAUUUAAUAGAAAGCUGGUUACCGGCUUUACGUCUACGUUUUCGUUCGUCUCAAAGAUCUCAGGGAGAAAGUCCAGUUACGAAGCAAUGGGAUUCAUUUAGAAAAAUCUCAGCAAAGCACCGUACGCAAAAUGAAUCUGAGAAUACCGAAGAAGGAGAGAGUGAAACCGCGCCUCUCUUAAAUAACUCUGUUGUAGGAGAUUCCAAGUCAGAAUACCUGCUCAAAGAUAAGGAAGGUAAAAAUUCCAAAGCUUACACGCCAUUUAUACAACGCCAGGAUGGUUUUGAUAUAAAACACAAUUAUCCCAUAAAUGAACACGAAUUGUCUAAUUUUUCUUCGUCCGAAAAUUAUCCUCUGCUAGGUCUCAAUGACAAUAGUCGCACAAAACCUACUGACGAUUCUAGCGGCAGUAAAGUAAAUCCUCCAAAAAAAGGGGAAAGAGAACCCAGUACGGUACCUAGACCAGACCAACUUCAUUCCCUAACUCACAACCCUUCUUAUCUACCUAAAACGCCUAAUAAAACUGUAACUGAAAGCGAAAACUGCCCUCUGCUAAGGAGCCCUGCGGAAGCAGUGCCUCAACGCUCUGUCGCCGAAAAAGCACCGGAGAAAACUACAAACGGCGGAACACCGCGAAAUCAACCAGUAACGCCUUUAACGCCGUUAAGUCCUCUGAGCACAACCAGUGAACACUCUACGAGGGGUAGUUCACCUCGCUCUCUCGAGGAAAUGUCAGUCCACGGACUUAAAUUAUUAGACGAAGAAGAGGACAGCGUUGAAAAAUUCCGUGAAUAUCUGCUGACUAAGGGGAUGGACAUGGAUAUGAGCGAAGUGCAAUCUAGUGAUGUUUGAUAUAUAUGCUUUUUAUUGUAAUAGAUGUUUUUGCAUGUUGAAAUACGAAUAAACAUUUGUUUUCUGAAGGGGUCCAAUAAAUUGUCUGAGUACAGUGAA